Messenger RNA from Saccostrea echinata, 1206 nucleotides. RefSeq lists its product as uncharacterized. The coding region runs from base 1 to 1206 and encodes 401 amino acids. Gene Ontology annotation, molecular function: protein binding. The record is from RefSeq and is a predicted model, not a curated record. NCBI's taxonomy places the organism in Eukaryota, Metazoa, Mollusca, Bivalvia, Ostreida, Ostreidae. The transcript is spliced from 2 exons.
AUGCACUUGAUUAAAACCACCUUUGUGGUACUUCUGUGCACAUUUUUGAAAGCAGAGGGUUUGUUGUUCCAUGGACAAACCAAUGCUACAUCAGCAUCUAAUGGACAUUCUGAUCCUGAUGUGUACAAACAGCUUCUUCAUUUAGAGACCGUGUUAAAUUCUAUAAUGAUGGAUCAGAAACAACAAGCUCAGAAAUUUGAACAAAAACAAAACUUAUUAGAGGGAGAGAUUCAGAUGCUGAAGCAGUGGAAUCGGACAGCCCAGAUGAAGAUAUCAUUGUUAGAAAGUGAAAACAAAAUUUUGAAAGAAAGGCUAGACAAGUUGAUUUCUUCAUCCAAUCCAUCACAGGAUGAUAUCUGCUUGAAUGAAAAACUUAACAAUCUGAAUUCAACAUCAACAUUUCUACUUCAAGAGAAUAUUAUUUUGAAAGAUCAGAUAAAGAUUUUGAACUCUACUUCCAUGUUAAUACAACAAAAUUUGACCACAUCAGGAGACCAGCAAAGGUUGGGGAACAACUUAACAUUUGAAAUAGAGCAGAUGGUUAGAGAAAGAGAACAGAAAAUGAUGAAGAACAUGUCUGCCACAAUCAAGGACCUGGAACUAAGAGACCGAUAUUUAUCACUUUCUCUUCUAGAUGUACACAAUAACACAGCCGAAUUAUCGUCUUCCCUUUUAAGUUUGGAUGUGCAGCAAAAUCAGAUGAAGAAUGAGAUCCAAGCAAUGACAAAUUCCCAGCAAAAUGACAUUGCCAAACUGAAUGAUACAAUUAUCCGUCUUAAGAAUCGUGUUCAAUCCAAUGUAGCUUUUACAGCUGGAAUCUUAGGAGAGGAAACUAAGCAACAUACAUAUACAGUUGGAGAUACAGUUAAAUUCCCACAAGUCAUAUACCAGGUGGGAGGAGGAUAUAACCCUACAACAGGAGUGUUUACUGCCCCAAAGGCCGGGCUCUACCUUAUAUUCGGUACCAGUGUGGCAGGAUAUCAUGAAACCUUCUGGACCAAAAUAAUGAUUAAUGGUUCCGCGAAGCCAGGAGUCAUGGCUUAUCUUAAUGGAUCUGUUACUGUCUAUCUGUCGGCCUCCAAUCUUGUUGUCCACCAGCUACAGGUGGGAGACAAGGUCUGGAUUCAAGUACGAAAGGGUAGUCAUCUGUACUCAUAUACUCCAGAUACAACCUUUUCUGUGGUCAUGAUUAAUGGAUCAGACUAA